UACGGAAAGUCGAACGUUUUUGCGGUAUGAGAAAUUUGCAUAGUCAUGGUAAAUUCUAUUCAGAAAUUUAAAAGCUUAUUGCUGCAUAAACGCAAUGGUCUAUAUAAAAAAAGUGGUAAACUAUGAUGUAACGAUAAAUUAUCUCAUAUUUUCCACUGCCGCACGACGAAUAUGUGCAUACAUAUUAUAAUAUUUAUGUAUGCAAACAAAGAUAGUUUGUCCGAUUUGUGAUAACAGCGGAGAUAACCCUGAACACUGCAAAGACGUGUUUAUGAAGUGAUACUGGGAAAAAGUUCAAUGUCGCUGCAGUUUCAUCGACGAGAUGGCGUUAUUAUUGUAGCUGGAUUAUGAAAAAAUUUUACGUCUGAAUUUUUAAAUAAAAAUGCAUUCAUGCCAAAAUUUCGUUAAUAAUGGAAUUGAAAAUAUUGCUCAUCAAAAAUUUCCACUGCUAAAGUGAUAACUGAGCUGAAUUAUUUCCGCUCGCUCUCUUGCGUAAUGAUAUCAAGUAAUAAAUAAACUUGAAUGAGCCAGAUAAUUAUGAUAUUAAAAAUAAAAGAUGUUGCGUAGUGGGCAAGAAUAUACUUUUAAGUCAUUUUUCGUCUAAACGAUAAUAAAUAAUCUCAACUAAGCAGCUCGUGUAAACAAUAAUAAAAUAUUUUCAAAUGCACUGUAUCAAGAGCAUCGCUCGAACGAUCCCUCGGAUCUCCCACCAAACCCUCGCUCUCAUCUCGGAUCUAUAAAACCAGCGAUUCUUCGGAAACUGUCCUACUCGAGUCACCACUUAGAGGCUUGAAUCUUCACUUUCUCGUCCGGUCGGCCAGUCGCAAGGUCGGAGAUAAACUUUUGAAAAAAAAAACAAAGAAAAAAAUGGCAACCGCUAGAUUCAGGAACGACUCGCCUUAUCUCAAGCCAAAACCUGAGCCUACGCCCGAGGAUUACCUCUACAAGAAAUAUGUGGCCGACUAUCAAUUAAUAACUGACAAGAAGAAGGAACCGGUCAUCGGAGUUGCGAUUUUCGGUCUGGGUCGUGCCGGUACCAUCCACAUGUCCCACCUAGUCAGUAACCCACGUGUCAAGCUUCUCUAUGUUGUGGACGACAUGGAAUCGAAGUGGAACGAUCUCAAGAGCUACUGGCGCCUCGACGACAUCCCCGUGAUUUCUAGCAAACAAGCCGACCAAGUCUACAAAGACCCCAAAGUCAAUGCCGUGGUCGUCUGUUCGCCGACCUACACCCACGAGGAGAUCGUGACCAAAGCCCUGGACCACAAGAAGGCGGUGUUCUGCGAGAAGCCGAUCGCCGAGGACCCAAAGGGCACCGCCAAGUGCUACGAAUGCGCGGUGAAGAACGGCAAGCCCUUGUUCUGCGCGUUCAACCGUCGGUUCGACCCGAGCUACGAGAACGUCAGGCAGCGAGUCCGCAACGGAGAGAUCGGCCAUGCCCACACCAUCAGGCUAACUGCCAGAGACUCGCCCCUGCCGACGAUCGAGUACCUCAAGGUCUCCGGUGGUAUCUUCCACGACUGCAUGGUCCACGACAUCGACCUGAUGACUUACGUGCUCGGGGAGUAUCCCACUAAGGUCGCGGUGCACGCGAGCGCCCACAUCCCGGAGAUCAAGGCGAUCAAGGACUUCGACACGGUGGCUGGGAUCUUCCACUUCCCCUCGGGCACCGUCGGCAUGGUCGACCUUUCCCGCAACUCCGUCUACGGCUACGACCAGCGUAUGGAGGUCUUCGGACCGCGAGGCGUCGUCGACGCAACCAACGAACAGCCCAUGCACUGCGUCACCACCCAGUACGGCCAGAACGGCCAGCGCAGGCCACCGAUCUGGUACUCGUUCGCCAGCAGAUUCAAACUAGCCUAUUACAAGGAGAUGGAGCACUUCCUCGACGUUGUGCUCGGCAAGGCCCAGCCUGCUGUCCAGGCCAAGGAGAUUCUCGCGGUGAGCAAGAUCGCUUCGGCUUGCGAGGAAUCCGCGAGGUCCGGUAAGACUGUUGACAUCAAGUGGGCCGACGGAGAGCUGCCUACUAAUGUUUAAAUGAACGAGGGCGAGUGGAAGUUGUUAAUAAAUUAAUCCUUUUUUAUGAUAAAAAUAAAUGCUGUUUUAUUUAUUGCAUGCCUCGGUUUACACGAGGAAGGUAAAUAUGCUAUUUGAAUUACAUUUGUUUACUAAUAACACGGAAAUCGGACAAAAAUACUUUUACAUUGUGUCGUGAAAUGUAUAGAGAAUGAAAAACCGAAAAAUUAAACCGAUUAAUGCUAACGAAAUUAUAAGUAAAUAAGUUUACUUAUGAAAAAUGAAA
This is a messenger RNA of Nasonia vitripennis (jewel wasp), 2302 nucleotides long. RefSeq names its product myo-inositol 2-dehydrogenase. The record is from RefSeq and is a predicted model, not a curated record. Gene Ontology annotation, biological process: NADPH regeneration. The coding region runs from base 868 to 2037 and encodes 389 amino acids. NCBI's taxonomy places the organism in Eukaryota, Metazoa, Arthropoda, Insecta, Hymenoptera, Pteromalidae. Gene Ontology annotation, cellular component: cytoplasm. Gene Ontology annotation, molecular function: nucleotide binding; oxidoreductase activity. The transcript has 4 exons.